Molecule: messenger RNA, 1436 nt
Organism: Xenopus laevis (African clawed frog)
Lineage: Eukaryota; Metazoa; Chordata; Amphibia; Anura; Pipidae
Product: Fc receptor-like protein 2
Exons: 5
Coding region: 326-1195 (289 amino acids)
Source: RefSeq, a predicted model, not a curated record
CUGUGGUGUGGAGUGGGGGGAUCUGGGGUGGAGCUUGUGGGCCAGGAGGGGGCCCCAGAAACGUUGUUGUACUGGGGCCCCGUGGUUUCUAAUGGUGGUCCUGACCCCAACUAAGCCUAAUCAGGUCCUUCCUGCCAGAACUUCAAUUUAUAAAACUUCUUAGAGUAUUUUGGGCAUGUGCAGCUUUUUAUUUAUGGAACACAACGAUACUAAAAGCUCACAAUGUCCUGCGAUGGCUGAUAGAAUAUGUUUUUUUCUACCCUUUGCUAGAAACCACAAAACUGCCAGGCCAGCGCUAAAAUGAGACCCCCGUACGGCAGUUGAGAUGUGGUCAUCAAAUACAGGAAAAGAGUUGACUCUUCAUUUCCUCUUUUACAGCAAUGCUGUUCAGCCACAUUCAGUUGUGAUGUUGAUGCUGGUCCUGAUGGGCUUCUUCUGUGGGGUUUUGGGAAAUGAAGAAAUACUCCCUAAACCAAAUAUAACAGUGGAACCCUAUCCUAUGACAGAAGGUGAUCACAUGACACUGUUGUGCAUCUCCCGCGUUAGUGCGUCUGACGCCGUCGUGAAACCACAGUUUGCUUUCUACAGGAACAAACAGACUGUGCAAGACUUCACGUCCUACAGUUCAUACAAGGUUGGUGCUGCCCAGAUGGAGCAUUCUGGGGAUUAUACCUGUGAAACAAGAACUUCUAAUGACAGCGUAAAGAAGACGAGUGAGGUUCUACAUCUUGACAUACAAGAGCUCUUCCCACAGCCAGAAUUAAAAGUGAGCUUGGCUCCAGUCUAUGAGGGAGGUAACCUGUCUAUCACAUGCAGUACAGUACUGAACCCCAUAGCAGAAAAUACCAUGUUGCAGUUUGCCUUUUACAAGAACAAGGAACCCGUGCAGACAUUCAAUUCAUCUAAUGAAUAUGAAGUUUAUUCCGUUCAGCCGGAGCAUUCUGGGAAAUAUUCAUGCGAAGUGCAAACUCCAAACAACAGCACAAAGAAGUUGAGUCAAGAAGUCAGUGUUCAAGUUCAAGGUGCCUCAGAUAAAAGUCAAGGGUCCUACGUGUAUAAGCCACAAAGUACUUUACGGCUGAUGCUUUCUGCAUGUGUAUUAAUGCUUACAGCUUGUACACUGGUGCAUCACAUGAGGACAACAAAACAGCAGAAGACAAAGAAUAAACGUCCUUCCUCUCCCCUGGUUUUAUAGAGGUGCAACUGUGACAUUUAGUUCUAUACAAACAAGCACUGCCCAUGAACCAGCAGUGUAUAGAGUAUUGUGUAAAGACUUCCUUAGUUGUGUACUCGUUGUGCAGGUCAACAAAUGACAUAUAUUGUAUAACAUGAACUCAUAUACUCUAAUGUAAAAUGCCUGUGCUGUGUAAUCUGCAAUAGUGAUGGGCGAAUUUAUUCGACAGGCGCGAAUUCGCGGCGAAUUUGCGCGAUUCGCC